Molecule: messenger RNA, 594 nt
Organism: Aspergillus viridinutans
Lineage: Eukaryota; Fungi; Ascomycota; Eurotiomycetes; Eurotiales; Aspergillaceae
Exons: 2
Coding region: 1-594 (197 amino acids)
Source: RefSeq, a predicted model, not a curated record
AUGACCUCCCUCCGACUCAAUCUAUCGAACCUCCGCUUAACCCACCGACUCGCCAAACCUCUACCCUCCUGCGUCCUGCGCGCCUCCAUCACACCAUCCAUCGCCCUCCGACCUCUAUCCACCCAUCCCUUGAGGCGACCACUCCUCGCAAAUCUCCAUACUCUCGAGAAACUUCCCCCAUUAACAAGACGCUUCUCCACCGGAAGAUCCCAAGCAGACCUCCUCGUCGAAGAACUCCAAGACCUCUACGAAACCGCCAAAGACGAAUUCGAAAUCGCCACAGACAGCACCGCCAGCUCCACCAUCUACGCCGCCUCGGACCGCGAGUCCGCCCGCGACGCCCUCAACCAGCUGCUUGCCGUGUACAGCCUCUACACGACCGACAUCGCCACGACGGCCGAGUCGCAUGCGCCGCAGCAGAUGCAGCAGGGUGACGGCAAUGCCGAUGAGCGGGGGCAGGUGGUGAAUACCAAUUUCGAUCCGUCGGAUAUCCCGGCGCGGGUGCGCGACGAGGUGCGGAGGCGGGUUGGGCAGCGGGUGAGGGAGUUGAGUAAUGCUGUGGACGUUUUGGAGGAGAGGGCUCAUGCUGAAUGA